GGAUCGCGAGGCUGUUCCCAGCGGAGUUGCGGUGCCCGUCGCGUCGGGAUUGUAACUGUAAUGGGCACCGAGGGGAAAGCCGGGAGGAAACUGUUGUUUCUCUUCACGUCUAUGAUCCUGGGCUCUUUGGUAGAAGGCAAGGGUUCGGUGUACACUGCUCAAUCUGAUGUCCAGGUUCCCGAGAACGAGUCCAUCAAAUUGACCUGUACCUACUCUGGCUUCUCCAAUCCCCGCGUGGAGUGGAAGUUCGUCCAAGGCGGCACUACUGCGCUUGUGUGCUAUAACAGCCAGAUCACAGCUCCUUAUGCCGACCGAGUCACCUUCUCAUCCAGUGGUAUCACGUUCAGUUCUGUGACCCGGAAAGACAAUGGAGAGUAUACUUGCAUGGUCUCCGAGGACGGUGGCCAGAACUACGGGGAGGUCAGCAUUCACCUCACUGUGCUUGUGCCUCCAUCCAAGCCAACGAUCAGUGUCCCCUCCUCUGUCACCAUUGGGAACAGGGCAGUCCUGACCUGCUCAGAACAGGAUGGUUCCCCACCCUCUGAGUAUUCCUGGUUCAAGGAUGGGAUAUCCAUGCUUACAGCAGAUGCCAAGAAAACCCGGGCCUUCAUCAAUUCUUCAUACACCAUUGAUCCAAAGUCGGGGGAUCUGAUCUUUGACCCCGUGACAUCCUUUGAUAGUGGUGAAUACUACUGCCAGGCCCAGAAUGGGUAUGGGACAGCCAUGAGGUCAGAGGCUGUACACAUGGAUGCUGUGGAGCUGAAUGUGGGGGGCAUCGUGGCAGCCGUCCUGGUAACACUGAUUCUCCUCGGACUCUUGAUUUUUGGCGUCUGGUUUGCCUAUAGCCGUGGAUACUUUGAAAGAACAAAGAAAGGGACUGCACCGGGUAAGAAGGUGAUUUACAGCCAGCCCAGUGCUCGAAGUGAGGGGGAAUUCAAACAGACCUCGUCAUUCCUGGUGUGACCUGUUGCGGCUCAUCCAUUGUCCAUUUGCCUUACUCAGGUGCUACAGGUUCUAGCCCCUGCUGGCUGUAGCUGCACAGGAUGCCUUCAAUGUCUUCUAGGUCCCACAGGACCCCUUGCUUUUAUUCUAGCUAGGGUAUGAAUUUAAAAACAUCAGCUACUUCCCUCUCCUCUUUCCCACUCUCCCUCCUUUCCUUACCACCAUUGGGUGGCCCGAGACUAAUUACAGAGUUUUCGUUCCCCAUUCCUAUGUGGGAUUGGGCAAGAGUCCUAGACUAUAGAGUAAUAAUGGUGGGGCUGACAGGAACCCAAAACCAAUACCUGGCUGUAAAGGCCUCUGAAUAAGGACUUUAAGCCUAGCUCCCCCUACUUUCUCCUCCCCGGAUGGGGUGCCAGCUGCUCUAGAGGGGGGUCUGAAGAAAGGAGGGGCUGAGGAUGGUGACCUCAGGUCUCCAGUCUCUGGAGCCUCUCUUCUGUCUCCACAAAAUGUGCCACUGGGAUUCUCCUGGAUUCAGAGUAAACUGACACCGUGUCUAUACAAGGUGGGAGAGCUCAGUUAGCUCCCAAGAGACUUUGAGUAAGAAGAUUUAAAGUGAUCUAAAGAAAAGGCUGGAACUGGUGGCCGUUAGUCACUCUUCAUUUGGCUGGAAUUACCACAUGGACCCUUUGAAGAUGUGUGUGGAUGGAGAAGAUACGAGCUUUAUAGUCUUGGCUCUUUGGUGGGCUCUUUGUGUGUGUGUGUGUGUGUGUGUGUGUGUGUGUGUGAGAGAGAGAGAGAGAGUUAGAUUGUAAUUGUUAUAUAGAAGGGCUUUCUAGCUCUUUGGCAAGGUUGUGUUUCUGUGUGUUUAUAUUUUGACAGAUGUUGCUGGAAAUAAAAACUUCAUU
This is a messenger RNA of Mus pahari (shrew mouse), 1847 nucleotides long. RefSeq names its product F11 receptor (gene F11r). Bases 61 to 963 code for a protein of 300 amino acids. Gene Ontology annotation, biological process: cell adhesion; intestinal absorption; establishment of endothelial intestinal barrier. The record is from RefSeq and is a predicted model, not a curated record. The transcript has 10 exons. NCBI's taxonomy places the organism in Eukaryota, Metazoa, Chordata, Mammalia, Rodentia, Muridae. Gene Ontology annotation, cellular component: bicellular tight junction.